UCUCUUCUCCUUCUCUUGCAUCCGCUCUUCUUAUCCCUCGCCCAACCUACGCUUUUCUCUUUCCUACCAAAUUCUACUCUCCUUGCCGACAGAUCGGCUUUGAUUCGAUCCAAAAGAAAAAAGGAAAAAAGAGCUGCGAAGAAGAGAUCGGCGAUGGGGGGCGGUAAUGGCCAGAAGUCGAAGGCAGCCCGCGAGAAGAACAUGGAGAAGAAUAAGCCUACCAAGGGGAGUCAGCUGGAAUCGAACAAAAAGUCUAUGACCAUCCAGUGCAAGGUAUGCAUGCAGACUUUUAUGUGUACUACGUCAGAAGUCAAGUGUAGAGAGCACGCUGAAGCAAAGCAUCCCAAGAAUGAUAUCUAUCAGUGCUUCCCCCACCUUAAGCAGUAGUAAUGCAAGACUCAAAGUAAACAAAAGAAAUUCAAAUUAGUUAUGGGAGAAAAAAUAUUGAUGGUAUGGGUAAUAUGGCUAUAAUUUGGUCUACUUGUAUGCCUGUCAACUUGAUGUUAAAUUCACGUCUCUUAAGUGUGUCGAACUGUUUAAGAAAAUGAACAUGCUUCUGGCAAUGGUUCCUGUUA
Messenger RNA from Zingiber officinale, 575 nucleotides. RefSeq lists its product as uncharacterized. Bases 154 to 387 code for a protein of 77 amino acids. Lineage: Eukaryota; Viridiplantae; Streptophyta; Magnoliopsida; Zingiberales; Zingiberaceae. The transcript has 3 exons. The record is from RefSeq and is a predicted model, not a curated record.